AUGUCGGAGCGAGCUCCUCGUGGCACCCGCCCCAGUCUCCGCCGCAGUGCCGUCUCGCACUCGUUCAUCCAUGAUCACCAGCAGUACAAGCCUGCGGCGGCCUCCCCGCCUUCCUACCAGCCAGAGCUUGGCGCCUCCAUCUCGGGUACCCUGGAGGAUCCCAAGGUCAAGGAGAGCGGCAUCGUUCACUCGCUCUUCGGUGAUGCUCUGGCUGCGCUGCCAGCAGACACACCCAAGCUAGUCGCAACCAUCUUCUAUGUCGGCGACCAGGGCAAGAAUGGCGGCAGGAGCAAUAAUAGCAACAGCAACAGCAACAGCAACAAGAACUCUUCGGCUGACCUGCCUACAGCAGAAGAUCCCCUUGAGCCAGCUGCUCCAUCCUUGCCUCUAGAUGCGCUGUAUGGCUGUCAUGUCUCCCAGCUGUGUCUGACGAGCUUCAUACAGAUGAUCGAAAGUCUCUCGCAUCCGUACAGGCGCAUGUCCAGCUCGCACAAAUGUCUUGACAGGCAGGAUAACCCUCGCGUUGUUGAGGUCACCAUCACCCCGCCGCCCAGUGGUGAAUACCUCUCCUUUGACGAGCUGCGCAAACAUGAGAGCAUCUGGAGGUUUGAGCGGACCUGGAACGUGGAGGUUGUGCUGCAGAUGGAGAAUGUCUGGCGGCGUUACAAGCGCCUUGCCGUAUUUGAUAUGGACAGUACCCUCAUCCAACAAGAGGUCAUCGACGAGAUUGCCAGAGUCACUGGAGUAGAAAAGGAGGUCUCCGAGAUAACCGAGCGUGCUAUGAACGGCGAGCUAGACUUUGAGGCUUCUCUUAAAGCUAGGGUAGCUCUUCUCAAAGGAACAUCUGCAGAUGUAUUUGACAAGCUCAAGUCCGUCAUUACCAUCUCUCCAGGUGCCCGAGAGCUCUGCACCGCGCUCAGGAAACUUGGGUACAAGACUGCAGUUCUCAGCGGUGGAUUCCAGCCACUCGCUGACUUUCUCGCCGAUCAACUGGGCCUGGACUACGCAGUUGCAAACCACGUACAUCUCACCUUGUUUGUUGUGCUCUGUGCCAUUUUGCCUCUUUGCUAUCCGGUAGACGCUAAGCAAAAACGCUCGCUACUCCGAGCUCUUGCACUUAAAAAUGGCAUAGAUAUGCCUCAGACUCUCGCGGUAGGUGACGGUGCUAACGAUCUUCUGAUGCUAAAGGAGGCGGGGUUGGGAGUUGCCUGGUGCGCAAAAAGCAUGGUGCAGUUGGAAGCACCAACGAAGCUGAAUGGAGAGUCUCUCACUGAUAUCUUGUACCUUCUCGGGUUGAGCGAGCAGGAGGCCCAGUCGUUGAUAGCGAGUCCGUCUGUCGACGAGUCGUCGAUGAAGGAGCUGACCAUAACGGAGCGGUCAUCGUAG
Trichophyton benhamiae CBS 112371 is the source of this 1386-nucleotide messenger RNA. RefSeq lists its product as uncharacterized. Gene Ontology annotation, molecular function: L-phosphoserine phosphatase activity; magnesium ion binding. Gene Ontology annotation, cellular component: cytoplasm. Lineage: Eukaryota; Fungi; Ascomycota; Eurotiomycetes; Onygenales; Arthrodermataceae. The coding region runs from base 1 to 1386 and encodes 461 amino acids. Gene Ontology annotation, biological process: L-serine biosynthetic process; dephosphorylation. The record is from RefSeq and is a predicted model, not a curated record. The transcript is spliced from 3 exons.